AGUGCCCACAGCUUUUUUAUUUAGCGUUUUAUUAGAAUAGAAAGCGAAAGUAAAACUCGGCUCACACUUCUACAGCUGAUCUGAUCUGUGCUGGCUGCUGUUCACUGCCUCUCACAAUGUUCAGAUUCAGCUCGUGGGAAGAUGAGGAAGAUGAUGACUCCACUUCAACAACAGGUCAAGUGAAUGCUUCAGGAAACCACUAUCAGUGGCAGUUGUUUGCUGGACAGCAGUGGUCUCAGAUUUGUAAUGACCAUAUAAUCGAGUCUCACUAUUGCCAGCCAGGAGCAAGAGGGAUGACCAUCUAUACCAGCUUGGGGUCUCUUCACAUAGACUUUGAUGAUAUGACAGUAAUGGGGCCUUUCGCUGGACUUAGUGUGCGACGACAAACAUUUCUAUCAUCUAACCAGAGUCAAGAAGUAGGAUGGUACUAUAAAGACAAUACAUACUGGUGUGAAUAUGGAUCACAGGGAUCUUCAGUAAACAGCCAUGACCUGGAGCAGCAAUACAACUCCAACCCCAGAGGCUCCUUUCAGUUUAAAGUAGGAUCCACUGCCUACAAAUUGGACUUCUCUGCCAUGACCCAAACCAACCUGUCCACUUCGAUGAUCAGGAAAGUGCGGAGGCGGCCAAAGUUUAACUCUAUAGUCUCUGCAAACAGCAGUUCUGUGGCUUUUGCAUCAUCUUCACUGUCCACACUGUCCCUUAAUCCACCCACUGCUGUCACUUGGGAGUUUAUUGGUGAUGAAGGUGUCUGGACAGAAUAUCAGAAACCUGGUUCUUCUCUGGACAGUAUGGACAUAGAGAAGCAUUAUCAGCUCAACCCACAGGGCCAGCUGAAUUUUACAGCUGGCCGAUACACGUACACCCUCUAUUUCAGUGGAAUGUAUCAGAUCAAUAAUACCUUUGGAACAAAGCGGCACAUCAGGAGGACAGGUGGUGGAAAUCAGCCCAAUAACAGCGCUCUGUCUCAAGCUCGCUGGCAGUUCAAAGACAUGGACGGCUGCUGGAAAGACUAUGUUAAAGGCAGUAGUCGGGGCAGCUGCACUGUCUCCAGUCAGGACAUUGAGGCUCAAUACCAGCAGAACAGCACAGGCACUAUGAGCUUCAGCACAGGAAAGUUCAGUUAUCAACUCGACUUCUCAGCCAUGGUCCAGACAAACCUUUCCACUAAUACAAGGAGGCUAGUCCGUCGCCUGUGACGCUGUGCUGGCCAGUCCGACACUGUGAGCAGUUACAGCUGAAGAGCACAUGUGAAAUCUCUCAGGAACAGUGGAGUUUACUGUUCUAUCUGACAUCAGUUUACUUGCAUCUUCUAAACGCUUGUGUCUUUCAAAUGUCUCUACCACAUCACUGCCUUAUGUUGCUCAGUACCUCUUACUAACUCGGACUGCCCAGACAUCCAGCAUUCACUUUCAAUUUCUGCUCUUUUUCUCUUUACAAGUACUGUUUCAAGAAAAAAAAAGAGUCUGGCAUAUUUGUGUUGACUGGGUUGCUGGAAUUAGGUGACCACUGCCAUUUUGCUGGUAUUUUAAGAGGAGCAUCAAUUCAGAUGAUUGAUGAAGGUAGCAUUUCCCAGACUACUGGAGAAAGUCACUUACCCUUCUAUAGCACUGCAUUCUUCAUGGAGAUUUUGUUUUCUUUUUCUUCUAUCGUGGGCCAAAUGGUUUGCUUUCUUUCAUCGCUUUGUUUUCUUUUUCUUCAUUCAUGGGCCAAAUGUACAUUUUAAAUGUACUUAGCUGUGAUAUUCCAUUUUUUCAAAGCCAUUUUACAAUGCACUUUAUAUGUAUUCCUAAUAGGAACCUUGAAGAAUAAAAUUAUUUUCUCUUA
Molecule: messenger RNA, 1827 nt
Organism: Colossoma macropomum (tambaqui)
Lineage: Eukaryota; Metazoa; Chordata; Actinopteri; Characiformes; Serrasalmidae
Exons: 13
Coding region: 117-1199 (360 amino acids)
Molecular function (GO): zinc ion binding
Source: RefSeq, a predicted model, not a curated record